UUGACCCCACACUGGCCUUGCGCGGCCCUCCUGGUGGCCUCGGACGUGAAGGGGUCUAUGCGCACCCACAACAGGGAGAAGAUGGAUGCAAGCAGAAUGGACCAGACGAUGACAAUGGUGGGCGUGCGGUUCUGCCUCCCGAGCAGACCCUUGAGGAAGGGAGGUGGACAAUCACCCAUAUGGCAAAGAAGAGCUUCCCGAAAAGCGGGCCCCACGACUGUAGUCGGGGGAAUCAAGAGGGAAGUCCACUUGAAAACGUACAGCUCAGCAAAAUCCCCGUCAUCAUCCGAUGCUUUUGAUGUCACGGUGAAGUUGGUGUCGAUCCCGGCUAACACUUUGAGAAGGCCCUGGAAAACUGCAAAAAGGUGGGCCGAUGUGCCGCCGAUGACCCAGAACUGCUCGUUACGCCACCAGUCUUCCACACUAACCCCACUCCACCGCAUCUCCAGGAUGCCAGUCGCAAAUAUGGACACAAACAGCAGAAUGAACCACAUGCUUGCGAAUGAUGAAUUUGUUGGUGAGAAGACAGAUGGCAGGGAGAAUGCAAUAGGCGAGCAAGGGAAUAGAGGUGAGAGGGUAAACAAUGGUGUUGAUGUACGCGAGUCUCUCGAGGAGCUGCAGUUUGCCUUGAUAGCCGAUUUCGAUGGAACCCAAAGCCCACCUAAGCACCUGGUUCAAACGAUCAGAAAGAUUGAUAGGAGCCGACCCCUUGAAAGCCGGGCGAGGAGGCAUGCAGUAGAUCGAGAUCCAUCCUCGCGCGUGCAUCUUGAAACCCAAUGUGAAUGUACCGUACGUACCUCUUUGCCCCACUCAGUCUUGUCCUCGUAUCCACAGCUGAUGACAUGGAUUGCUUCUUUCAAAAGAGAAGCAGGAUUUGUGGAUGGUGGAAUGCCUCCCAUUUCCAUGAAAGUGGCUGCAAUGAACACUGGAGACUGA
Striga asiatica is the source of this 936-nucleotide messenger RNA. The record is from the annotation of a GenBank genome assembly. NCBI's taxonomy places the organism in Eukaryota, Viridiplantae, Streptophyta, Magnoliopsida, Lamiales, Orobanchaceae.